AUGGAUUUAAUAAUUUUAUUAUUAAAUUUAAAUAAAACUGAAUCAAAUCUUAUCAUUCAAUCAAAUAUGUCUUUCAAUAAAGUUAUCUUCAGCAAAAACAUAUCGUUGAAUUUAUUUCAUACUAAUAGUAGUACUAGUAGUAGUAUACAUAAUCAAUUCAUAAAUAAUAAUAAUCAUAAUAAUCAUAAUGAUAAUGAUACUACGUCAACUAUUCAAAUAAAGCAUAAAAUUGAACGUCGUAGUCAUGUCAAACAACCACAACCACAAUCACAAUCACAUCAACACACCAUAAAGUAUCAUGAACCGGAAGAAGUUGUAUCACCGGAUUAUACAUUACCAUAUCAAGAUGUUCAAUGUAUGGAGUUUAUUCAAUCAACUGAAAUUAAAUACAUUAAAGAUUCAACUAUGUUAGAUGGAUUUUUCGGUAUGUCCAAUUUACCAAAACGACCAAUUGAAUAUACAUUUCAAACACCAAAUUAUCCAGCAUCUUAUCCAUUAAAUAUUGAAUGUAUUAAAGUGAUCACUGCACCCACAGAUCAACAUCGUAUUGUGCUACACUUUCGUGGAACGUUCGAAUUAGAGCCAGAAUCACAUUGUACCACAGAUUUCUUAGAAAUAAGAGAUGGGGCUUUUGGAUUUUCUACGUUAUUGGGAAGAUUUUGUUCUAAACAGGUGCCUGAUUUAGGUACUGGUCUGAUAUCAACCGGUCAAUAUAUGUGGUUACGAUUUCAUAGCGAUUCAACUAUUGCACAUAGAGGAUUUCAAGCUGUUUAUCGGUUUAUUCAAGCAGGUUCACACAAGUCAACGAACAGUGUUUCACGUGUACAAUUUCAAAUAAAUUUACAACCUGGACAAGCAUGGAAAUUAGAUCAAAAGUAUCUGUUGUUGAAAAUGCAAAAAUUACCCCCAGAAAUUCAACAAUUACCAUUAGAAGUAGCCUUAGAUAUUAGAUCAACUAAUGGAACAUUUAUCAUGUUACAUAUUGAUCAUGUACAAGUUCCUCAAUCAGCAGCAUGGAGUUGUCAAUCAGAGUCAACUUUUACAAGGUUAACAAGAAUUAAAUGUCUUACUGGUGAACCGAUUGUAUUUGGUCUAGAAACGAAAAUUAAUGGAAAUGAUGUUACAGAUUCAGGUUUAAACAAAUUAUCUUUACAAGAUCCUUCAUCAAUUAUCGAUGGACAACAUACAUUUUUUGAAGUAUAUCCAGGUAAAACAAUUUCUCAAUUUGUUCCACCAUGUCCUAAAAUCGUCAGAUUCUGUGAUAGAACUGUAGGUAUUUUAAAAUUACCAAAAAAUCAUGGUUCUGACAGAGAUUUUUACAUACGUUAUCCACGUCUUAUUAUUCGUAUGGUGAUAGCAUCGCCGCUAUUUAAACCGGAAUUAUUGGAAACAGUUAAAGCACGUCGUGAUGUGAUGCAUAAUGAAUAUUAUUGUAGAAAUUCUAGUGAUAAUAAUCUAUUGGAAAAUACCAAUAUGACAUCGUCAUCAUUUGCUCAUCUUCGCCGAAAUCCUCGUCAAACAGUGAACAGUGAUGAUAGCAUCAGUAAAAAAUUGCUAGAAUAUAUGCCACAAUUUGUCUUCGUACUAACAAGCUUGAAACGAAAACCAAGUGAUGGGAAAUCAUGUGGUAAAGAUUGGGAAGUAUGUGAUUCAGAAGUCUGUAUACCGAAAAGUUUAUGGUGUGAUAAUAUAAUUAAUUGUCCACAAUGGCAAGAUGAGGGAGUCCAUUGUAAACCUGCAAGCUCGCAUCCAACUGCAUUAGGUCCUGAUGGUCAAAUAAUACAAGAUACUAGCAAAAGUGCAUUUGAAUUACGAAAGGAACAAGAACAGCUUGAAGCGGAAGCAGAACGUUUGGCCGCCCAAAAACUACAUUUAUCUAUAUUAGCUAGUUUAGGCUUAUUGUUGUUGAUUGUCGCAUCAACAUGUAUAUUCAUGACUAUACGUCGUCGUCGACGUGAGACAGCACGACAAUUAGCGAAAUCCAAAGAAGACGAGCAAAAUACACAGUCAAACAAAUCUAAUGACAGACGUCUACAACGAUUAAACCAUGUUAUGUCUACCGGUGCGUUAUUAGAAGGAAGUAAUCAUUUGAAAAAAGAUUAUUAUUAUAAUAACAACAAUAAAAUGAAACCAGUAUUCACUCUAUCGAAUUCAAGUUUAACACACGAUAUUCAAUAUUUAAGUAAUAAUAAUGAUAAUAAUAAUAAUAAUAACCAAUCGAUAAUGAUGCACGAAUUGAAAUCAAUGAAGAAAUCUGGCAGUCGUAAUACAACAAUGAUUUGGAAUAGUACCGACAGUAUUAAUGCACCAUUAUUAUGGCAACGUAAAGCGGAUGAUAUGAAAAUAUCAUCGUCACCGUGUCAAAUGAAUUCCAACAAACAUCUCAUUAAAUCUUCAUUAGUUAAAUCGAAAGACAAUAAUAGGAAUUCUUGUAAAAAAUUAUCAAAUAAAAAAAUCAUUCCUAUCCACCAAUGUUCAUUUGAAAAAGAAACUGUUGAAUGUGUUCAACAAUUUCAAGGUGUUAAUAAUAAGAUUGUCAGUAAUCCUAUGAAUGAUUCAACUAGUUUACCCAUUACAACAGUAUGUUCAUUCAGAACAACUACAACAACUACAACUACAACAACAACAACUAAUUUACGUAACAAGUCAAGUCAACCAUCAUCAUUACAGCAUACACAUGAAUCAUAUCCAAUUUCAUUGUAUGAUAAAACUGGUUUUGGUGAACGGAAUAAACACAGUUUAAACUUAUUUGUACAGAAACGAAUCAGUGAACAACAACAACAACCUUUUAAACGAAGCGGAAACAAAACAGAAUCACAAUCUGUUUUAUCCAGUCCACAGAAUCAUGGAAAUUGGAUACCAAUUAGUAUUUAUCAUAAAGUAGACAACAGAGAAUUGUCAACGCCAACUACUACACACCAAUCACAAAUUGAUCAUGAAUUGAAACAGCAAAUUUCUCAUUUACACAGUACCAUAAAUCGUACACAAUCAUGGGGUGAUGGUUUACGCUAUGAUCAUAAUGUACAUUUAUGCUGUGGCGAUGAGAAUAACCGAUCACCAGCAUCAUCAUCUAUACAACAAACAACAAUUCAUAAAACACAAAAUUAUCGUAAUAAUUUCAAACCAUCACCUGUUUCAUCAGUACCAAAGUGUCAAUUAUAUUCUGUUAGUAAUAGUAGUCAAGAACAUUUAUAUCGUAUAAAACGAUCAGAUACUUAUGUCAGUAUGCCUGAUGUCAAUGGACAACAUCAUAAUAAUGAAUUAUCAAUUAAUAAUAAGUUUACAAAUUACCAUCAUAGAAUGUUCAACAAUGCUAAACCAAUUAUUCCGACAACAUCUACAACAUUAUUGACUUGUACUAGUGUUAAUACUUGUAAUAGUGGAUUGAACAGUAUGACUGUAUGUUCAACAACUUGUACAGGACAAUUAAUAACAUUAUCUAAAGAUUAUAGACCACCACAAGCUAAACGUCCACGUACAAUCAAUCCAUUCAUAUCAUCUAUUGUUACAGCAAAUCAUGAUGAUCAUAAAAAUCACACUAUAAUUAGUAAUGUGAAUAAAUUUUCUAGACAUACAACUCCGAUACAAAAUAAUAAUAAUAAUAAUAAUUUUAAUAAUACGAUCAUAUCACAUCUUGCUACUGCUAGCAGUAAUAGUAGUAGUAGUAGUUGUUGUAGUAGUAGUAAUAGUAAUAGUAGUGAUAAAAAUAGUAUCAGUAAUAAUCCUUAUUUUAGUGGUAGUGAACAUUCACAUGUACAUUUAGAUCCUUUUUAUAAACUACAUCCUCAUUCACAGUCUCCGCAUCAUCAUCAUCAUCAUCAUCAUCGUCAUCAUCCUCAUCAGACCAUUUAUUCAUCAUCAACUGGGAUACAAAAUAUUUCAUUAACAGACGAAACAUUGUCACAUGAUCGACGAAUUUACGGUUUAAAUAACUGUCAACAUAAUUUGUUAAUGCAUGGAUCGAAAAUUUCAACAGUUGACAAUAGUCGUACAAAUCUAGAAAAAUAUGGAUAUAGCAAGGAGAAUAAUGAUGACGAUGCUGAAGAAGAAGAAGAUCAUGGUGGGAACCGUCAAACAGAGGAAUUAAGAACUGAUCAUGUAGAUGACGAGGAUGAAGAGGAUGUAGCAACAUUAUCCAGGACAGAUUCCGGGAAUAGUUUAGAAUUGUUGCAGCGAGAAGAUGAAACAGAUAUGGAAAACUCGGAAAGAUAUUCACCAGAAAACUCACCAGUUGAUAAUUCAACUUCCCUAUCUGAAACAGAUGUAUCACAAAACGCUUGUAUUACACAUGAAGAACCAAUCAAGAUUACUGUUUAUCAAUCGGAACCUUAUGGAAUUCGAACAACAACUGGUUAUUCAUCAUUAUCACCGAUGAAAUCCGGUUCUUCGCAUUCAUCUCCAAUUCAUCAACAACAACAACAACCACAACACUCUUAUCAACAUCAAUAUCAACCAAAACAAGAAAUCAAUACAGAGAAAAAAAUGAAUCCAUUACAAAGUAGAUUCGAUGAUCAAAAUGCUUCUGAGACAUCAACUGAUCUAAUUUAUGAAUAUGAAGCUUAG
Molecule: messenger RNA, 4563 nt
Organism: Schistosoma turkestanicum
Lineage: Eukaryota; Metazoa; Platyhelminthes; Trematoda; Strigeidida; Schistosomatidae
Source: the annotation of a GenBank genome assembly